This is a messenger RNA of Caenorhabditis briggsae, 2607 nucleotides long. NCBI's taxonomy places the organism in Eukaryota, Metazoa, Nematoda, Chromadorea, Rhabditida, Rhabditidae. The transcript has 11 exons. Bases 1 to 2607 code for a protein of 868 amino acids. Gene Ontology annotation, molecular function: calcium ion binding. The record is from RefSeq and is a predicted model, not a curated record.
AUGAAAACUCUAAUAUUUUUUCUAAUUGAAAUAAUUCUAUCAGUCAAAAGCAGUGAUAUUGAUGCAAAAAACAUCUUCAAAGGGCUCUACGAGACGUCUGGAUUCCAUUGUUACAGUCGAGAUUCUAUGCGGCUGCCACGUCAUCUGCACGGACGUCCUCAAACCACCGAUCCUCCAUUCGACCUGUCCGUUUUUGAUUCGUCCGGAAAGCGUGUAGAGAGUUAUGAAGUUGGAAAGGUUUAUACAGGCCACCUCUCGUUUUUUUCAGUCAAACUCGAAGCCUAUGUGCAUUUCCGAGGGCUAUUGCUCCAGCCAAGACUUUGUACACCGAACGGAGCAAUAAUUGGAACUUUGAGAGGCGGAAAAUUCAUAGAGGAUGAGCAGUUUGAGACUCACGGCUUGAUGUUUCAUCAAUGUGGACGUCUAGUGACCAACGACUCGUUGACCCAUACUUCAGAUGACAAAAAAUUCCUGACCGAAGCGAAAUGGCACGCUCAACAUGAUGUGGGAAAUGUUCAGUUUGUAGCCACGAUAGCUACCGAAAAUGUGCUCUACUGGGAGAAAUGGCGUCCAAAACAUGCAUUCUUGAAGGGUCCAUAUCAAAAGUGGUCCCAUCAAAAUCCCAACAUUUUCGUCUACAAUUUGGAGAAGGAAAUGGAGCAAAAGAACACUGAAAAAGUGGUCACAUCGGAGCCAAUCACCCCAUCUCAACAUCCACUAUUCGAAGAGCAAAAAGAGUUUUUAAAAGGCAAAAUGGGUACUACAGUAGGCACUACCGUAGUCCCUGCGUCGCUAACCGAGACAUCUGAAAAUUCGGAUGACGUUUUUGAUUUCGACGGAUUGGCAUUUGAAAUUACUGGAAAUCCGGGACCAGUGAAGUUUGAUAAAAUCCAGGUCACUGCUGCGAGUAUGAUGCUUGCAGAGAAGACCGACGUCACGAAGACCCCAGAAAUUUCGGUAGAUCGAAUUUUGAAACAAAAAAUCGAUAAUCCAAAUUUCCAGCACUCCUCAAAAUUCCUAGUAGAAAAACCAACGGAAUCGAGUUUUAUGAUGGGGCGAAUGUUCAAAAAGUUCGCGCCGCUCAAUGAUACCGUACUCCUGGAGGAUGAUUUGAAGUUUUUGAACGCGCACGCACACCAUAGAAGACUACAACACGAUUUUGUGGAUAACAAUGAUUUGGAGAUGGAGGGUGAAACAGUUAGAGUGUCGUCUGCGUCUCUCCAAACUUCAAACGGCUGUAUCUCGACUCCUAGACGUGCUAGAAACUUGGUUCUUUUUGCAAAAUGUAGCGAAAAAUCUAGGAAAUGUGUUCCAAUGCAAAAUUCCAUUAUAAAAAUUUCAGAAAAAUGCCAAGACAACCCGUGCGAAAACGGAGGUCGUUGUAGCGUUCAAAAAGGCAAAAUUCGGUGUCAAUGUGGUGCCGGCUACACAGGCCAAAAUUGUACCGAAAUCGAUAAAUGUAUAGAAAAUGAGUGUGAGAAUAAUUCGACAUGUUUUAAUGAUAAGAGAUCACCAGUCGGCUACUCAUGCAAGUGUCAAAAUGGAACAGUUGGGAAACUGUGUGAAAUUCAAUGUCCAUUGGAUCAGUGUGAAAAUGGCGGGAAAUGCUAUUUGAAUACUUUUGGAAAAAUUGGAUGCAAGUGCUUGCCAGGAACCACUGGAAGACGAUGUGAAAGGGGUAACAGACUACAAACUACAAACUACAAACUACAAUUUUCAUUUCCAGAAAUCAAUGAAUGCGGCUGGAACAAGUGUCGAAAUGGUGCCAAAUGUGUGGACCUUUUUAAUGAUUACCGUUGUGAUUGUGCCGAUGGAUGGAUGGGUCGGAAUUGUGAACGUCCGUGCCAAGACAUUUACGGCUCCUGUCGAGUAUGGAAACGCGAGGGACAAUGUGACCAAAUGAAAAAUGCUACGGAUUUCUUUGAUAUCAAUUGUGCAGCGUCUUGUGGGAUUUGCAAUAAGAUUGAUAAUACGACAGCCACGCCCACUAAGCUCCGCCCCCUUUUUUCAGAUACUUCCUAUCUCCCCCUACAACCGAUUUUGAUGCCAUUUGCAUUUUUAUUAGGAGAAUGGAAGUCCCAAAUUAAAGGAUGGAAUAACCAUACAACGGAUUAUCCUAUCGAUAUGGAAGGAAUGGUGUACAAUGAGACAAUUACGUUCUCGGUGACACCAUCGCUCAGCUUUGGGACACCUUAUUUGAAUUAUACAGCCACAAUGACAAAUCAAGAUGAUCCGAGCAAUAUCCAUCAAUACAACGGAUUCCUAACUAUCCAACAAUACAAAGAAAACGAAGAAUCGCCAGACAAGGGUGCUCUCACCACUGUGAGCAAUACCGGAAUCAUAAUGAUCGAGGAAGGCGAGAUUUUGGACGAAAAAUCGUCCACCGAGGGUGCUCCAACACUGAUGCUCACUCCCACCUAUGAAUUUUUCAAAUUCCCUGUCAAUAAUUCUGGCGGCAAUUCGAAUUUGAAAAAUCCAGAGAGAUCGAAGCGAUGGUUCACACUGAAGAACAAACGAUUAAUGCAGUAUAUGGUCCGAGAAUUCAAGGGGAGGACCCAUAAAUUCACAAAGAUUUAUAAAAAGACGCAGGAAUUCAAAUAUUUGUGA